Arachis stenosperma is the source of this 752-nucleotide messenger RNA. Its product is annotated as umecyanin-like. NCBI's taxonomy places the organism in Eukaryota, Viridiplantae, Streptophyta, Magnoliopsida, Fabales, Fabaceae. Gene Ontology annotation, cellular component: plasma membrane. The transcript has 2 exons. The record is from RefSeq and is a predicted model, not a curated record. Gene Ontology annotation, molecular function: electron transfer activity. The coding region runs from base 63 to 566 and encodes 167 amino acids.
ACCAUAGCUUUAGCAUUAUUACAUUCAUCUCAGCUCACUAGAAUUUAGUAUAUAAUUUGAAGAUGAAUAAAAUUAUGGGAUCAAAUAAUAAUAACGUAGUAAUUUGUGCAGUUUUGGGUAUGUUAGCUAUUCUUCAAUUCACAGAAGCGCAGACACGUCAUGUUGUUGGAGGCAGUGAAGGUUGGAAGAUUCCAUCAAAUGAUUCUGAAUACCAAGAUUGGGCAAAUAACCAGAGAUUUUCCCUCGGAGAUAUCUUAGUGUUUGAUUUCACUAUGAACCAACAUGAUGUGGUGGAAGUGCCAAAAGAUUCCUACGACAUUUGCAGUCCAGAAAAUGCAAUCAACACAACAAUGAAUAGCCCUGCCAACUUCAUCCUCAACAAGGAAGGCCAGUUUUACUAUAUUUGCAGUUUUGGAACACAUUGCAUUCAAGGACAGAAGUUGUCCAUUAUUGUCCCUAGCUCCUCCUCCGGGGCCCCUUCUCCACAGCCGUCUCGGUCGCCGCCGGUGGUUACUACUGCUGCUAGUUUCACUUUGAUCUUCAUCUUGGCAUUUAUGGGUUUUUAGGUAUAUAUUAUGUAGCAUGUUAUAGAGUCAAUUUUAUGUUGUGUUUGGGGAGUAUGUAUUAUAUGUGACCAAAUAAAUUAAACUAUGAUAGGUUUUUGUAAUUUAUGUAUUUUCAUUUUUGGGGGUGGUGUUUAAAUUGUUUGAUUGAUGUAUGGUUCAGUUUACAUUCUAUAAUGUAUUGUAAUC